AACACACGACGGGGAAAGCGGAAAAAUCCCGUCCGACGUGGCGCCCUCGCCCAUGCUCUUUUUCUCCCGUCCCCUGCGGCCCUGCCUCUACCCCUGCCCGGUUGCCCCUCCUUCUUCCUCCCCACGCUCGCCCCGCCCCGUCCUCAUCAGCGACAAGAGCUCGCGCCGGGCCGAGGCUGCCGCGAUAUUUGCGGCGGGUCGAGCCGAGCCUUCCAGUUCCAGUGGUGGCAACCGGAGAUGCUCUGUUUGGAGGAACAUCAGAUGGAAACCGACGAGGGCACCGUCGAUCACCGUAAGGAUCCCCUCGAUACCGGCGACAUGGAUUUAUCCGGCGAGGAGCGCGUGCCCAAGGCACGGAAGCCGUACACGAUCACCAAGCAGCGGGAGAAGUGGACGGAGGACGAGCACCGGCGCUUCCUCGAGGCCCUGCAGCUGCACGGCCGCGCCUGGCGCCGCAUCCAAGAGCGCAUCGGCACCAAGACCGCCGUGCAAAUCCGGAGCCACGCGCAGAAGUUCUUCACCAAGGUCGUCAGGGAAUCGUCGGGGAGCAACGCCGCCGCGGGCGCAGCGCCGGCGAUCCAGAUCCCGCCGCCGCGGCCCAAGAGGAAGCCGGCCCACCCGUACCCGCGCAAGGUGGACGGCGCGGCCAAGAAGCACGUGCCGGCGCUUUGGCAGCUGGAGAAGCCGCCCCUGCGGACGCACUCCCUGCGCGACCAGGACGACGGGUCGCCGACGUCGGUGCUGACCACCGCGCGGACGGUGUUACGAGCGGAGGAGUUGGGCAGCGUGUUCGCGAACAGCUCGAGCGGGAGCAGGUCGCCGGCCCAGUCAGCCGCCGGUUCAGAGGAGCAUGGCAACGGCGGGGACUCGCCGGCCUCGUCCGUCGGCGGAGAGGACGGCGGCGUGUCGCCAAGCGCAGUAACAGCUGAGUUGGCGACGAGAACAGCAAAUGCCAAGGUGUUCGGCGAUGCAAAAGAAGUGUCUGGCGUAGGAACAGAUGCUCCGGUCUUUAAAUUGUUCGGAAAGAAAGUUGUGGUGAAGGAUUCCUAUGGGCACCCGCAAAGCGGCAUAGACCUGAAAAUAGGUGCUUCACCUGCGAUCGUUGCAGCAGGAGGCAGCUCGUGGAAUCCAUGGCCGGGCACCGUGCAGCAGCUCAUGUGCUUCGUUCCGCAGCCCGACGGUUUCGCCGCGCAGUCCGUGGUGCCGUGGCUCGCCUACAACGGCGGCCUGCCGUGCGCGCUGUUCUACCCGCAGGCGGCGCCUUCGGCCCAGCACCAGCAGCAGCUCCACCACCACCAGACUUCAGAGCCUCUCGAUCACAAACGCACGCGGAGGGAAGGGUCGCUGACGGGCUCGAACACGGCCUCCAGCGCCGUGCCGGCGGCGUCGGCGGCGGCGCAGAACUCGGACGCCGCGGAGUCCCACGGCCCCGGGCAAGAAAACACCGGCGAGAGCGACGCGGUGCCGCCGGCUGCCGCAGCGGUUCCCGUCCCGCGCCUGGCGAGGUGCGCGAGCUCGGCUUCCUUCAGCCGGAGAGGGUUCGUGCCGUACAAGCGGUGCGCGGCGGAGAGCGAGGCGCCGCGGCCCGUGGCGGCCGGGGAGGAGGCCGACGGCGAGCUCACGAGGCUGUGCUUGUAGCGACAGUCGGCAAAAGGAAGCAACGAUACGUGACAGUCCGCGAACGGAAGUCACGAUACUAUUUUUGGGUGUUUGCUAGGUUUGCUCCGGUUUCUUUUGCUGCUGGACAUGUGCAUAUGACUAUGGGCUGAUGCCAGAUAGCCUUGAAGCAGCUGGGAGACCAACCACGGGAGUUUUCAAGAAAUGGACGAGCAGCCCUGGUCGGUACUCGCCUCCUCGGUAUAUACGUGUAUAGGUAAAACUUGUAUAAUAUUCCGCUUUUUGUUCGCUGUGUGGUCGUGUAAUUUUGCUCCAGCUUGGGAGGUUCUGGGUCAGUAGCUGACUGUGGAACCUGGGAUAGACUACUCCCUUGUAGUCUGAUCACAUGUAAUCCCUCCGUCUCAAAAUAAAUGCAUUUCUAAGAUUGGACACGGAAACUAAUGUAUGAUGUGAAAUUACCAAAA
Panicum virgatum (switchgrass) is the source of this 2081-nucleotide messenger RNA. RefSeq lists its product as uncharacterized. The coding region runs from base 238 to 1638 and encodes 466 amino acids. The transcript is spliced from 6 exons. Lineage: Eukaryota; Viridiplantae; Streptophyta; Magnoliopsida; Poales; Poaceae. The record is from RefSeq and is a predicted model, not a curated record. Gene Ontology annotation, molecular function: DNA binding.